AAAAAAAAGUUCGUAAAAUUUAUUCUCACGAAUCUUCCAUCGCAACUUUGUUGUUUUUUGUAGUUAAUCCUCAUAUAUACUAAACCCUUGUAACUUGUAAGAAACCUCGUAAGAAUGGCUGUGGCGACUUUGUAUCGGCGAUCACUUACCUCUCCUCCUGCGAUUGACUUUUCUUCUGCCGAUGGCAAGAAUAUAUUCAAAGAAGCGGUUCAGAAAGGAACUAUGGAAGGAUAUUUCAGUUUAAUUUCUUAUUUCCAGACGCUGUCUGAACCUGCCUUUUCUGGUUUGGCUAGCCUUUCAGUGGUCUUGAAUGCCCUUUCCAUCGAUUCCGACAGAAAAUGGAAAGGUAUACCAUUUUCUCUAGGCAAGUAUGACCCUUUUUGUUCUAUGCUUUUUCUUCCUAUAGGAUCUUGGAGGUGGUUUGAUGAAUCAAUGCUGGAUUGCUGCGAGCCACUUGAGAUAGUAAAAGAAAAAGGGAUUUCGUUUGGUAAACUUGUCUGUUUGGCUCAUUGUUCAGGAGCUAAAGUGGAAGCUUUCCGCACAAGUCAGAGUACCAUUGGUGAUUUCAGGAAAUUCGUAGUGGCAUGCUCAAUUUCUGAGAAAUGCCAUAUGAUCUCGUCAUAUGAUAGAGGAGUGUUUAAGCAGACUGGAUCUGCUCACUUUUCACCUAUAGGUGGCUAUAGUGCCGAAAGAGACAUGGCUCUGAUUCUUGAUGUUACCCGGUUCAAAUAUCCUCCUCACUGGGUUCCUCUUAAACUUCUUUGGGAAGCCAUGGACACCACUGAUCAGUCAACAGGGAAACGUAGAGGGUUCAUGCUCAUUUCUAGACUCCACAAAGACCCAGGAUUGCUUUAUACUCUGAGCUGCAAAGAUGAAAGUUGGAUCAGCAUAGUCAAGUAUUUGAAAGAAGAUGUUCCUCGUCUUGUAAGUUCACAGCAUGUAGAUACUGUUGAUAAAAUCUUAUCAGUUGUGUUCAAGUCCCUUCCGUCCAAUUUCAACACAUUCAUUAAAUGGGUGGCUGAGAUCCGAAGAACAGAGGACGCAAAACCAAAUCUUAGUGCAGAGGAGGAAUCAAGGCAAAAGUUGAAGCGAGAUGAACUGACGCAAGUGCAUGAAACCGAACUGUUCGAGCACGUGAGCAAGUUCUUAACCUCAGUGGGCUACGAAGAAAAUCUAUCAUUCGCAGCUGCUACGGCUUGUUGCCAAGGAGCUAAAGUCUUAUCCGGAUGCUCAUCAAACGAGUACUAUUGUCGCGAAACUUCUGUGAAAUGCAUCAAAGGUCAUGGGCCUUCUGGAGAGGAGGAAGCCACAGUUAUAGCCGGAGUUGUGGUUCGUGACGGUAGUGAACAAGAGGUUGACCUAUUGGUGCCGUCGACUCGACCUGUCUCGAAAGGAAGUGAAUAUUAUAAUCCAGAGCCAAAGUAUCCAUCAGGCAGCGAUGCAUUCACGGCGCUUCUGAUGGCUUUACCUCCACAGACAUGGUUUGGAAUCAAAGACCAAGCUCUUCAAACCAAAAUGAAGAAGCUGGUCUCCGUUGGCACCUUCUCGACUAUGCAUCACGAAGAGGUAUCUCAUCUUAGGAGACAACUUAUAAUGCUAAAGCGAUGCCAAGAGAACAAGGAAGAGGAAGACCUCACCGCUCCUCUCUCUUAAUUCAAUCUAAUUCCAAUUUCUCAAAACUCUAUAUUUGCAAAGAACAAUGUGGAAGUACGUAACAUAUGCAAUUCUAUAUACUAUGUAAGCUAUUAACCAUAUAGAUCACUCGAGAACGUCAAAAUCAGAGGAAACGAUGUUUGCAUAAAAUCUUGCAAAUAAUUCAUUUAUGACAUCCGAGUACUAUAAUUCAUGUCAUAUGCACAACAUUGCCGUUUGCUACUCAACUAUCCGGAUGCGAAAUACGCAAAUAAGAACAUGUAAAACAAGUUCCAAAGAACACACGAAAAGUCUCUUUUAUACAUAGUUCAACCAUCAUUGUUUGGUUCCACAAAAACUUAUAAACCGAUGUAUAAUAUACAAAGACUGAAAAAAGGGUUCAACCUUGAAAACCUAAGCAAGAGAAAUAUUUCAUGAAAUAACAACACACAACCUCUCUCAGAGAAGCCUUGUUUUCUCCAAUCUAUAGGUGGAAGGGACCUACCUGCUUUGAUGGUUGUUUCCAAGGCUGUUACCGGCUAA
Messenger RNA from Brassica rapa (field mustard), 2175 nucleotides. RefSeq names its product glutathione gamma-glutamylcysteinyltransferase 1-like. Gene Ontology annotation, molecular function: glutathione gamma-glutamylcysteinyltransferase activity; metal ion binding. The record is from RefSeq and is a predicted model, not a curated record. NCBI's taxonomy places the organism in Eukaryota, Viridiplantae, Streptophyta, Magnoliopsida, Brassicales, Brassicaceae. Gene Ontology annotation, biological process: cellular detoxification of cadmium ion; detoxification of copper ion; response to metal ion.